GUGUCAGCGACAGUUCGAGAUCGCGGAGGUCAGUGCGGUGGUCGGGGACUAGUUCACUGAGCUGCCGAGAGCCAGAUACGGUGGUGACCUCACCUCAACGGACAACGUCACAACCCUGGUAUCCCCCCAACGGUAAAACAAGAUGCCGACUGAGUUCGAGAAAGACUGCUUGGCGGCUCACAACGACUACCGAGCCAAACACGGGGUCUCACCACUCAAACUCAGCAAAUCGCUGACCAAGCAUGCGCAGAAGUGGGCCGAACAUCUGGUGAAAUGCAGCUCGUUCCAGCACAGCGGUAACCAUGACUACGGAGAGAACAUCGGCAUGAAGUGGAGCUCCAACAACGAAGCUGUAUCAGGCGCCUCCAUCGCUGAGAUGUGGUACAGCGAGAUUGAGAAAUACGACUUCAGGAAGGGCGGGCAUCAGCCGGGAACAGGUCACUUCACCCAGGUGGUGUGGAAGGGGAGUCAGGAGUUCGGGGUUGGAGUGGCGACCGACGGGAGAGGGAAAACCAUCGUGGUGGGGAACUACUACCCGCCCGGGAACAUGCUGGGGGACUUCGACGAUAACGUGCUACCUCCGGGAUCGCCUCCCAAAGGAGGGCGAGGUCCGUCGCCUAGCAACCGCUGGGACGAUAAACCGCCAAAGGGCAACUUCCGGCCAAUACCUACGUCACGUCCGUCCAGGAGGAGCCCCUCCCCGGAACACACGUGUAGCAAAGUUGAUACAGGUGAUUUUGCGGAAGACUGUCUCUCCGCCCAGAACGACUACCGACAGAAACACGGAGCCCCGCCCCUCAAGAUCAGUGCCAAAUUAUGCAAGCAUGCGCAGCAGUGGGCCGACCGCCUGGUUAAGUCCAACACGCUGCAGCACAGCGGUAACCAUGACUACGGGGAGAACAUCGGGAUGAAGUGGAGCUCCGAUAACAAACCUGUCUCAGGUGCCUCCAUCGCCGACAUGUGGUACAGUGAGAUUGAAAAGUACGACUUCAGGAAGGGUGGGCAUCAGCCGGGAACAGGUCACUUCACCCAGGUGGUGUGGAAGGGGAGUCAGGAGUUCGGGGUUGGAGUGGCGACCGACGGGAGAGGGAAAACCAUCGUGGUGGGGAACUACUACCCGCCCGGGAACAUGCUGGGGGACUUCGACGAAAACGUGCUACCUCCGGGUUCACCUGUCAAGGGAGGACAUUCCAAACCACGUGACCCGUCGCCUAGCAACCGCUGGGACAGCAAGCCGUCACGUCCUUCCAGGAGGAGCCCCUCCCCGGAGCAAAGCAGAGUUGAUACAGGUGAUUUUGCGGAAGACUGUCUCUCUGCCCAGAACGACUACCGACAGAAACACGGAGCCCCGCCCCUCAAGAUGAGUGCCAAAUUAUGCAAGCAUGCGCAGCAGUGGGCCGACCACCUGGUGAAGUCCAACACUCUACAGCACAGCGGUAACCAUGACUACGGGGAGAACAUCGGGAUGAAGUGGAGCUCCGAUAACAAACCUGUCUCAGGCGCCUCUAUCGCCGACAUGUGGUACAGUGAGAUUGAGAAGUACGACUUCAGGAAGGGUGGUCAUCAGCCAGGAACAGGUCACUUCACCCAGGUGGUGUGGAAGGAGAGUCAGGAGUUCGGGGUUGGAGUGGCGACCGACGGGAGAGGGAAAACCAUCGUGGUGGGGAACUACUACCCGCCCGGGAACAUGCUGGGGGACUUCGACGAUAACGUGCUACCUCCGGGUUCACCUGUCAAAGGGGGCCAUUCCAAACCACGUGACCCGUCGCCUAGCAACCGCUGGGACGACAAGCCGUCAGGAGGGAACUUCCGGCCAACACCUACGUCACGUCCGUCCAGGAGAAGCCCCUCCCCGGAACAAAGUAAAGGUGAUUUUGCAGAAGACUGUCUCUCCGCCCAGAACGACUACCGACAGAAACACGGAGCCCCGCCCCUCAAGAUGAGUGCCAAAUUAUGCAAGCAUGCGCAGCAGUGGGCCGACCGUCUGGUGAAGUCCAACACCCUGCAGCACAGCGGUAACCAUGACUACGGGGAGAACAUCGGGAUGAAGUGGAGCUCCGAUAACAAACCUGUCUCAGGUGCAAGGAACUUUUAUUGGCGACGCCUCAGAGGCGGAGGCAUUUUCUGA
Messenger RNA from Branchiostoma floridae (Florida lancelet), 2128 nucleotides. RefSeq lists its product as uncharacterized. The record is from RefSeq and is a predicted model, not a curated record. Bases 143 to 2128 code for a protein of 661 amino acids. Gene Ontology annotation, cellular component: extracellular region. Lineage: Eukaryota; Metazoa; Chordata; Leptocardii; Amphioxiformes; Branchiostomatidae. The transcript has 14 exons.